Messenger RNA from Vespa mandarinia (Asian giant hornet), 2066 nucleotides. Its product is annotated as cytochrome P450 307a1. Gene Ontology annotation, molecular function: iron ion binding; oxidoreductase activity, acting on paired donors, with incorporation or reduction of molecular oxygen; heme binding. The record is from RefSeq and is a predicted model, not a curated record. Lineage: Eukaryota; Metazoa; Arthropoda; Insecta; Hymenoptera; Vespidae.
UUCUUCUUAUUCUUAUUCUUAUUUUUAUUCUUAUUCUUAUUAUUAUUCUUAUUCUUGUUAGUCUUCUUAGUCCUCUUAUACUUUUAUUUCAUCAUAUUCUCUUAUUCUUUUACUAUUUGCAUCCUCUUGCCAAGUGAAAUAUCGUGCGUGAGAAAAUCUCGAAGACAUGCUGUCGCUCAGCCUGACGACUUCCUUACUUAUCGCUGUCACCGUGCUAGCUCUCAUUCUUAUCCUGAUCGAUCAUCUUCGAUCGGAAAAGGCUAGGAAAAGCGAGAAAAUUCUUUACUCGGAAGGAUCUUUUCUACCAGAAGCACCUGGUCCAAAACCUUGGCCAAUUUUGGGAUCCCUUCAUAUACUUGGACGUUACGAUGUGCCUUACAAAGCCUUCGCUGAUCUCGUCAAGGUCUACGACAGCCAAGUGAUCAAGCUCAAGAUGGGAUCGGUACCUUGCGUUGUCGUCAAUGGACUCGAAAAUAUUAAAGAAGUACUCUUCACCAAGGGACCACAUUUUGACUCCAGGCCAAACUUUGUUCGUUAUCAUCUACUAUUCUGUGGGAACAAGGAGAAUUCUCUUGCCUUCUGCAACUGGUCCGAGUUACAAAAGACUCGUCGAGAGAUGCUGAGAGCUCACACGUUCCCGCGUUCCUUUACGAUGCGUUACAACCAAUUGAACGACAUAAUAGGUGCCGAGUUGGAAAUCAUGAUGGAUCAUCUAACUUCAUUCUCGGGAACAAGCAUUCAUGCCAAACCAUUAAUUCUUCACACCUGUGCUAGCGUCUUCGUGAAAUAUUUCUGCUCAAAGAGUUUCACGUUCGAUUAUAAACCAUUUCGUAGGAUGGUCGAAAAUUUUGAUAAAGUAUUCUUCGAGGUUAAUCAAGGUUAUGCCGCUGAUUUCAUGCCUUUUCUAAUGCCUCUUCACCAACGAAAUAUGACUAGAAUGGCCAAUUGGAGUCACGAAAUUCGUCAUUUCGUCGACGAAGAUAUUAUUGGAGAACGAUUGGACAAAUGGACGUCUCUAAUAUCCGAAGAAGAUUAUGUCGAUUGUCUGAUAAAUCACGUUAAGACAGAUACCGAGCCAACUAUGACUUGGGACGUGGCCAUGUUUGCAUUGGAGGAUAUAAUAGGUGGUCACUCGGCCGUUGGCAAUCUUCUCGUGAAAAUUUUAGGAUUUUUGGCGACUCGACAGCACAUUCAACAAAUAGCACAAAAAGAGAUCGAUUCGGUUGGCAUAGAGGAGAAAUUUGUUGGCUUAGGAAACAGAUGUUUGAUGCCUUAUACCGAAGCUAUCAUCUUGGAAGCAAUAAGAUUGAUCGCAAGUCCGAUCGUACCACACGUGGCCAAUCAGGAGAGUUCCAUAGCAGGUUAUAGAAUCGAAAAGGACACGUUUAUUUUCUUAAACAAUUACGAAUUAAAUAUGUCCGAUGAACUUUGGAUCUCGCCGAAAGAAUUCAUGCCGGAAAGGUUCCUUCGCGAUGGAAGACUUCACAAACCAGAACACUUUUUGCCAUUCGGAGGUGGACGGAGAUCGUGCAUGGGUUAUAAGAUGGUUCAGUAUAUAAGCUUUGCGACGAUUGCUUCGUUAUUGAAAAACUUUACGAUAUUGCCGGUAGAUAAGGAAAGUUAUAAAGUACCAAUUGGUACUUUGGCACUGCCAGAAAAGACCUUUAAUUUUCGAUUCGUUGAAAGACGGUAGAAAACUAACACAAAAAUGUAAUAUUCUAUCUAGACUUUCAUCGGAAUCCUUUAUUUUAAUUAGUCUUUGAUAGAAACGAGCUUUACAAUCUCUCUCGUAAAGAAAGAAUAAAAUAUAAUUCGAAAGAGAGAAAGAGAAAGAGAGAGAGAGAGAGAAAGAGAGAGAGAGAGAGAGAGAAAGAGUUGCCAAAGAAGAUUCUCCUCUGACGUAAAAUAUCGAAAGGAGGAUCCAAUGAAAUUCCUUUAACGAUCGAGAGAAGAAUCUUCCUAUCGACGAAGCUUUAUUGAUACUAAGACUAUUACAGAUUCAAAAGAAAAAAAGAAAGAAAGAAAAAAUAAUAAAAAAAAAAAAAACAAAACAAAAAACAGAAAAC